Molecule: messenger RNA, 1732 nt
Organism: Actinia tenebrosa (Australian red waratah sea anemone)
Lineage: Eukaryota; Metazoa; Cnidaria; Anthozoa; Actiniaria; Actiniidae
Product: COP9 signalosome complex subunit 7b
Biological process (GO): COP9 signalosome assembly
Cellular component (GO): COP9 signalosome
Source: RefSeq, a predicted model, not a curated record
AGGACCAUCCAAAUAAAGUGGCCUGGUCACUAAUGUCUAUCUUUCCAACAACCAAAAGUGGAAAAUCGUGAAUAUUGAGAGAUGUCAGAGAAAGAAUCGAAAGGGCAUAGCAAUGCUCAUCACAGCCAUCAGCUGGAACAAUUCGUCCUUCUUGCCAAAAGCGCAAGAGGAGCAGGUCUGACAGCUCUCAUCAAUCAAGUCAUUGAAGCACCUGGUGUUCAUGUGUUUGGUGAACUAUUAGAGAUGUCUAAUGUGCAAGAGUUAUCAAAAACAGAAGAUGCUCCUUACUGGCAAUUACUCAACAUAUUUGCAUUUGGUACUUACAGUGAUUACAAAGCCAAUAUUUCUACUUUACCUGAACUGUCUCCCAUACAACAAAAGAAGCUUAGACAUUUGACAAUUGUUUCUUUAUCAGCAAAAUCUAAGUUUAUUCCUUAUCAGUUACUUUUAGAAGAGUUGGAUAUAUCUAAUUUAAGAGAGUUAGAGGACCUAAUAAUUGAGGCAAUAUAUGCUGAUAUUAUCCAUGGCAAGUUAGACCAGAAAAACAAACAAGUUGAAGUAGAGUAUGCUCUAGGAAGGGAUAUUAAACCAGAAACGGUUAGCAAAAUAGCAGAUAUUCUACAGGAAUGGUGUGAUAGCUGUGAUUCUGUUCUCAGUAGUAUUGAUAAACAAAUUCAUAGAGCUAAUCUUUACAGAGAGAAAAAGGUACAGAUCAAGAAAUCUGUGGAAACAGAGGUAGAAAGCCUUAAGAAAGCUAUAAAAGCAACAUCCCAAACUGGAGAAAUGGAGGAGGAGGGAGAUAUGGGUGUUGGAGCAUACCAAAGUCAACAAUACCAGCAGAAAUCAGCUUCUUCUGGAAAACAAAAGGGGCACAGAGUGGGAGGCAAGGUCUUUGGUUCGCAAGUACGAAGAUAAUAUUAGUGCCAAAUCAAUAUCAUACAAAUGUAUUUCUUCUAAACUGAACAAAGUAGUGAUGGCGGAUUGACUCAUUGACAAUCUUUUGUGUUAGGGCUAUUUGUUGCAUUUCAUUUGAGAGAAACGUUUUCAUUUCAAUUUGUACAUCCCAUUCAAUUCCGAUUUGUACAUUCAUUUCCCAAAUGAACAAAUUUCACAACCAGCCAUUGGAAUGUCUGAGUUUGCAGAAAAUGAAAAACUGCAGUAAAAAUCACUGAUGAGAGUUUUUUGAAUAAACUUGUUUCAAAGUAUAGUUUAUUAUAAUAGUUUCCUAAUUCAUCUUAAACGUUGUUUAAACAUAAUUGUAUAGCAUAAACUCACUACAUAGCCUCCUCAGCAGGAAACUCUGAUUUUGGCGAUUCUUUUGAGUUCUUUUGAGAUGGAUUAAGCUUAUGGAAUAAGCAGUGCCAAAGAAUACCAGCUAGAGUUGCCUUCGUAGGAGCCUGUAUGCUACAGAUUCUCUGAUUGGUUGGAAAACAGUGCUCUCUCAAGUAAUAGAGCAUGGUGAUGAUGUCAUCAUCCACUCAUAUAUAUAUAUAUAUUGACCACACCCUAAUUUCAAUUCUUGUUUAGUGGGUGUUACCCCUAUCAUGAUGUACAUAUAUCUUGUAAGCAUGUACCCUGCGAGGAGAGAUUCCCUUUUCUAUAGAAAAGGGAAUCUCUGCUCGCAGGGUAGUUAGCCUGUUGUCUUAGUCAUUUAUUUAAAGAAUUGACAGUUAAAACAUCGGUUUAUGUACUUAAUAUGUAUAAAACAUUAAACAUCAAGGUUUUGCAACAA